This is a messenger RNA of Dreissena polymorpha, 2152 nucleotides long. RefSeq names its product T-complex protein 1 subunit gamma-like. Gene Ontology annotation, biological process: protein folding. Gene Ontology annotation, cellular component: chaperonin-containing T-complex. The record is from RefSeq and is a predicted model, not a curated record. Gene Ontology annotation, molecular function: ATP-dependent protein folding chaperone; ATP binding; ATP hydrolysis activity. The coding region runs from base 76 to 1740 and encodes 554 amino acids. Lineage: Eukaryota; Metazoa; Mollusca; Bivalvia; Myida; Dreissenidae. The transcript has 15 exons.
AGUGCGUUGUAGCCUCUUACCCACAAACGCAAACUUUAUAGCAGAUGUAAAUUGUAACACCGUAAAUAAGCAAGCAUGUACGGCCAACCGAUCAUCGUUUUGAACCAGAAUACCAAGCGAGAGUCUGGAAAGAAAGUCCAGUUUGGCAACAUAAAUGCUGGCAAGGCGAUUGCAGAUGUGAUCCGAACAUGUCUUGGUCCAAGAUCCAUGCUGAAGAUGCUCAUGGACCCGAUGGGAGGCAUUGUUAUGACAAAUGAUGGCAAUGCUAUUCUGCGAGAGAUAAAUGUCCAGCAUCCUGCAGCCAAGUCGAUGAUUGAAGUAGCCAGAACACAGGAUGAAGAAGUGGGGGACGGAACCACAUCUGUCAUUAUUCUUGGUGGGGAGGUGUUGUCAGUGGCAGAACCUUUCUUAGAACAGCAGAUGCACCCUACAGUCAUAAUCAGUGCUUUUCGUAUGGCACUGGAGGACCUGCUGGAAACACUGAAAUCCAAAGUCAGCACACCUGUUGAUAUAACGAAUAAAGAUGAAAUGAUGAAGAUCGUCAAAAGCUGCGUUGGAACCAAGUUCAUGAGCAAAUGGUCUGACCUGGCUUGCAAGAUUGCCCUUGAGGCCACAGCUACAGUCGCCUUGGAGGAAGGGGGCAGGAAAGAAAUUGACAUCAAGCGCUAUGCCAAGGUGGAAAAGAUUCCAGGUGGUACAAUAGAGGACUCCGAGGUGUUGACUGGGAUCAUGAUCAACAAAGAUGUGGUUCACCCCAAGAUGAAGAGGCGUAUAGAGAAUCCCAGAAUCCUUCUGAUGGACUGUAACCUCGAGUACAAGAAAGGAGAAAGCCAGACAAACAUUGAAAUCUCAAAGGAAGAAGAUUUUUCUAAGAUCCUUCGCAUGGAGGAAGAGUUCAUUGAGAAGAUGUGCAACGAUGUGAUAGCGUUGAAACCUGACCUGAUCAUCACCGAGAAGGGUGUGUCUGACCUCGCCCAGCACUAUCUCAUCAGGGCCGGAAUCACAGCCAUCCGCCGUGUCAGGAAGUCGGACAAUAACAGGAUAGCCAGAGCGUGUGGAGGGACAGUUGUCAACCGUACAGAUGAGUUGAGGGAGGAGGACAUGGGCACAGGCUGUGGCCUGUUUGAGGUGAGGAAGAUCGGCGACGAGUACUUCACGUUCCUCGUGAACUGCGAGAACCCGAAGGCGUGCACAAUCCUGUUGCGUGGAGCCAGCAAGGACAUCCUCAAUGAGGUGGAGCGUAACCUGCAGGACGCCAUGAACGUGGCACGUAAUGUGAUGCAGGAGCCCUUCCUUGUGCCUGGGGGCGGCGCUGCUGAGAUGGCACUGGCUCAGGCGCUAAAUGAGAAAGCCAAGAGUAUCACGGGUGUUCAUCAGUGGCCAUACAGGGCGGUGGCGCGGGCUCUAGAGGUUAUACCCAGGACCCUCAUCCAGAACUGCGGUGCCAGUACCAUUAGAACACUCACAGCUCUUCGGGCUAAGCAUGCCCAGGCAGACAGCAGGUCCUGGGGCGUGGACGGGGAGACGGGUAACAUCGUGGACAUGAAGGACUACGGGGUGUGGGAACCAUACUCAGUGAAGGCACAGGUCUACAAGACGGCCAUUGAGACUGCCAUCCUGUUGCUGCGUAUUGACGACAUUGUGUCUGGCACCAAGAAACAGAUGGAUGCCCUGAAUGCCCCCUCUGGUGGAGGUCACAGUGCCCCACCCCCACAGGGUGGCGAGGGGGGUGAAGAAUAAUCUCCACGGCAACCUGAACUUAUAGGACUUUAAUAUUAAACAAAUUGUCUACAACGUGUACUUGUUUAAUUUAUUUGUAUUUGAACAAAAUGUGCUUGAUAUUGGAAAGGUUUAAGUAAGGCACCAUUGUAAUUGUGUUCGGUUUGCAAUAAGAUAUUGUUAUAGUGUUUUCUUUGAAUUAAAAAAUGAAGGUAUUUAUGAUUGAUUUCCUUAAAUGAUCAUGGCAGGUAAAUGAAGAAACCAUUUGUUUACCUUACUGUCUAUAGCAUUAAUGCUUAUUGAAUAUUUUAUCAUUUUAAAAUGCAAAAUGGUUAUGCAUUAUACUGAAAUUGUCACACAAAAGUAUUCAUUUUAUUGUACUAACAUAAAACUGUGCUUUUUUAGCAUUUUUGUAAUAAACAUUUGAAGCUUG